AUGUUUAGAGGUAAUUAUAAUCGAUAAUCAAUUAAACCAUAAGUGGUCACUUUUUAAUAUGUCUUAGAUUAAGUUAAUGCUCUUGAUCAUAGAGCCCUUAGUGUAAUAAUUAAUUUUUAUUUAGCUUUUACAUAAAAUGGUGAAUCCAUCUUCAAUGAAUAUUUUUGCAACUGCUGCUCUUGUCUCUUUAUUUGCUGGACUUAUUAGAGAGAUACCUUGCGAAUUAUUAGAUGAAAAAGUAAAUUAAUUUAUUUAUAUAGAAUCUCAAUUGGAGUUUAUUACAUAUGUUUUUAAAUGAUGUUGAGAAAUUUUUGGAAAACUUAAGAAAAUUUAAGGAGUUUAUUAAUAAAAAUUAAAUUACAUCUAAAAACAUGUAAAUAGCUAAUUAUUGGAUUCAAAAAUAUAAUGAAAUAUAAUAAGAGUAAAAUAAAUUCAUUAAUUUAGUAAUUAAUAUUCAGUUUCAUAUGCAUUUGUUUAAAUUACUUAAAUGAUCAUAAAACUUGAUAAAUAACUUAAUUAGAGAUUGCCUUCAAGUCCUGCAAGGUCGUUAUCUGCAUCACCAAGUCCAAAAAUGAAUGAUAAUGAUGAUAUUGAUGAAAUUGAUGAACUUAAAACAUAAGCAGAAAGAAUGAGUGUAAGAGAAUAACCAAAAACAAAUGGAUUAAAAUUAUAAUUAGUUCCAAAUAAACCUGUUUAAUAAACACCAGCACAUAAACACACAUAAAGCCAACAAAUUAAAUAAGUUACACCAAUUCAUGCCCCAAUAGUACAUAAAAAGAAAUGA
This is a messenger RNA of Paramecium primaurelia, 784 nucleotides long. NCBI's taxonomy places the organism in Eukaryota, Ciliophora, Oligohymenophorea, Peniculida, Parameciidae. The record is from the annotation of a GenBank genome assembly.